Molecule: messenger RNA, 3143 nt
Organism: Rana temporaria (common frog)
Lineage: Eukaryota; Metazoa; Chordata; Amphibia; Anura; Ranidae
Gene: CEBPZ
Product: CCAAT enhancer binding protein zeta
Cellular component (GO): nucleus
Source: RefSeq, a predicted model, not a curated record
AUGGCGCAGAAGCUGGAUGCUGGCGAUAUGGACUCGGAUAAAGAAGACGAUGUGGACGGUGACUUUACACUGGAAGAAGUCAUGCGGUUAGGAGGUACCAAGUGCUUGCGGGCUUGCAGAUGUAGAAGAAAUUGUAGAGUGUGGCAGAAGGGCGGAAUUGAUGAUUUAGAAGAAGGUGAAUUAAAGGCAUUCAUAGAAAAAUUGGGCGUUCAGAAAAUUGUUAAAGAAAUUACGAAGCAAGAAGCGGCUGCUGAAGAACAGAUGGAAAAAGAAACAAACCACAGUUUGGAAGAGAAGAAGGUAAAGACAAAGCAAGAAAAAAGACACAAUUCAAUUGGCAAAGAGAAAGUAAAGACAAAAACAGUUGAGAAAAUAGAAAGUCAAAUUUUCCAUUGAAAAACAAAGGGAAAGCAUGUCUUUGAAUUUUCAGAACGUUCCAUGCUGCUUCAACCUGGCGGAAAGUGGUAUGAUCAUGAAUAUACUAAGGAAUUUGCUGCUAAACCUCAGAAUGAAGAGGAGUGGAAAUAUAAAACCUUAGCUGAGAAGCUAUAUGAACAUGAAGUGAAUCUGUAUAAAAAUAAAAAGGAACUACAGAAAGGUGCUAACAAAUGGAUGAAAACUGUUGUGUCAGCAGGCACAUUAGCAGACAGAAUGGCUGCCAUGACAGUUCUUAUACAGGAUGCUCCUGUUCACACACUACAUUUUCUUGAGAAUUUAAAUAAAUUUACUCAAAAAAAGGGCAGCAAGCGGCAGACCAUGGCACUGGAUACGUUUAAGGAUUUAGUUAUUUCUGAUCUUUUGCCUGACAGUCGGAAGCUUCAUACAUUUGCUCAGCAUGAAUUCGAAACUUGCAAUGAUAUCAUCCAGUGCAAUAAGGAUGCAAGGGAAUAGACGGCUGAAACUGUGGUUUUUGAAGAGCGACUGAAGCAACAUGUGUCAGAGUUGUCAAGUGUGCUAGAUAAGUUGACUCAUGACAACUUGAUUGCAACUAAAGCAAAGGCCCUCAAUGUUGUCAGUGAGUUGCUAUGUAAUAAACAAGAAGAAAAAACUCUUCUCUCGCUCCUGGUUAAUAAGUUAGGAGACCCUCAAUAGGUAGCCACAAAGGCCUCCUAUUUACUUGAGGUGCUGCUGAAUAAGCAUCAUAUGAAAGUGGUUGUAUGUCUUGAAGUAGAAAGACUGUUAUAUCGACCUAAUAUAAGUGAGAAAGCCCAGUAUUAUGGCAUUGUUUUUUGAAUCAAAUUGUUCUCCCAUGAAGAAUCCGACUUGGCAAACCAACUCAUCACAGUAUAUUUUCUUUUUGUCCGAGCAUGUAUAAAGAAAAAAGAGAUUGAUUCCAAAAUCUUGAGGGCUUUGUUGACUGGGGUGAAUAGAGCCUAUCCUUUUUGCCGACCUUGUUUAAUGAAGAAGUAAAAAAGCAGCUUGACAACCCUAUUCAAAAUACUCCACGCUGUGAACUUUAAUACAAGUGUGCAAAUUCUAAUGCUUCUAUUUCAAGUCAUGGAUUCUCAGCAAACUGUGUCACAUAGGUAUUAUGCAGCUUUGUAUAGGAAACUUCUGGAUCCGGGAUUGGCACAGGGUUCUAAACAAACAAUGUUUCUGAAUCUUCUCUACAAAUCUUUGAAAGCUGAUGUGGCACUGAAGAGGGUAAAGGCAUUUGUGAAGAGGUUACUGCAAGUCACCUGCUGCCAAAAGCCUACUUUUAUCUGCGGAGCAUUGUACCUAAUCUCUGAGAUUAUUAAACUUAAACCUGGAUUGAGAGUCUUGUUGGAGGAAAAUGGGGAAAUGGAUGAAGAGGAACAUUUUCAUGACAUUCAAGAAGAUGAGGAGGAUAAUGAACAGAGCAAAACAGAAGAAUCCGAAAAUGUUGCAUCUGCUUCUUGGAUACAUCAGAAUGGUAUUAGUAAUGUGAAUCAUUAUGAUGCUUUGAACAGGAAUCCUAUAUUUUGUGGUGCUGAUAACACAAGCCUUUGGGAGCUAAAAAAGCUUUCUGAUCACUUUCAUCCAUCUGUUGCACUCUUUGCAAAGACUAUCCUGGAGGGUAAUGCAAUUCAAUAUACAGGUGACCCUCUACAAGAUUUCACUUUAAUGAGAUUCCUGGACCGCUUUGUGUAUCGCAACCCAAAACAACAGAAGCUUCAGGAAAGCAACAGAAGUUAUUUAAAACAUCAGAAGAAGAAGUUGUAUAUGAACGAAGAGAGAGAACCGGUGAACAGUGCUACAUUCCUUGAAAAAAAGGAGGAUGAAAUACCAGCUGAUGAAGUUUUCUUUCACAGAUACUUUAAAAAGUUGUCCACAGACAAACAGAGGCAUAAACGGAAUGAAGAUGAGGAGAGUUUAGAAGAUGUAGAUGAUGAUGAGUUUGAGAAAAUUCUUGAUUCCCUUGAAGGGGAUAAUUUUUACACUGGAGUGAAUCGUGAUAUUGAUUUUGCGGGGAGCCUUCAACCAGGAGAAAAUGUGGCUAAGAAAAAAAUGGAGGAAGAUGACUCUGGUUCUGACUGGGAUAUAAAUGAUGAUGCUGAUGAUGAUGACAUUUCUCUUGAUAGUAUGUGUGAAGAAGACUUUGAAAAUGAUGGAACUGGAGGAGUUUUUAUGAACACCUCUGAGACAGCUGAGGAAGAGCAAGAUCUAAAAAAGGGAAAGAAAAGGCAUUUAAAAGAAGAAGACAUGUUUGCUGCUGCAGAAGAGUUUGGUGAUAUCUUGGAUGACAACACUGGUUCAAAGUUUGACAACAUUGGCAUAAAUGCCAUGUCUAAUAAGGAAAAUGCAAGUGUCAAACAACUGAAAUGGGAAGCAGAAAGAGACAAAUGGGUUCAUGGUAGAGAUGCCAGAAGUAUCAUCCAGAAGAAAAGAAAAUUUAACCAAAAGAAGCCACAAAAGAAAAAGAUAAAAUAAAACUUAUUUUGUAAUUUUACAUUUUUUUGUAACUCCUUUAUUUAUGUAAGCAUUUAUAAUGCAGAAAAUUGACAUAUACAUUGCCAAUAAACAUAGAAAAUCGGAAAUUGGUACAACAGAGUGCAAUGUCAAACAUGCCCAAAAAUAUGUUGUAGCAUCGUAAGUGUAAUUUUAUAUUUCUGCAUUUUCCAAUCCCUUAUAUUUUAUACAUUUUGUGUUGGUGUUGAUUAUUAAAAUAUGUAAAAUCUUAA